Messenger RNA from Cryptococcus deneoformans JEC21, 1258 nucleotides. RefSeq lists its product as hypothetical. The transcript is spliced from 4 exons. The record is from RefSeq and is a predicted model, not a curated record. The coding region runs from base 122 to 988 and encodes 288 amino acids. NCBI's taxonomy places the organism in Eukaryota, Fungi, Basidiomycota, Tremellomycetes, Tremellales, Cryptococcaceae.
AUGUUGCCCAUUAUCAUCUUUCUACAAGAGUAUAUAUUAUACCUUCACUCGUAAAUCUUUCUGUCUUGUUUCAACACAUUGUUAUCACAUUCAGCACACUCUCACUACAUUCUCAAUUAAUAUGGCAGCCACGACCAUUCUCGUAGUCGGUGCCACUGGAAAGCAAGGUGGUCAGGUAAUGGCCGCCCUUCUCAAUAGUGGAAGGUCACAGCUCUCCCUCCGCUUUCUCACGCGGAACGACUCUUCCCCCAGUGCAACCGAACUCAUCUCCAAAGGUGCCACAGCUGUUGUAGGCAAUCUUUCCGACCGCCAAUCACUUCUCACAGCUCUCAAAGGCGUUGAUCGAGCGUACCUUGUCACCGACGCCGGUGCGGGUGAAGAGAAGGAGGCGGAACUAGGUAUCAAUUUUGUUGAAGCUGCCAAGGAGGCUGGAGUAUCACAUAUGGUCCUUUCCAGUGUAUCUGCGGCGGACUUGGCGGAGGACGUGCCGCAUUUCCGCUCUAAAGCUAAAGUUGAGCGAAGUCUUCAGACCUCUGGAAUGUCAUACACAAUCUUGCGCCCAGUUGCAUUCAUGGACAACUUUCCAGUUGCUCCAGGGUUUGCUCGUUUCAUGGUGGUCGGCAUGUUCUAUGCUGCUAUUGGAGGACGCAAAUGUCAGCUCAUUUCCGUCAAAGAUAUUGGAAUCUUUGGGGGAAUGGCUUUACUUGACCCGGAUUCUCCCCACUUUCACAAUGCCAUUUUAGAUCUUUCAGGUGGCAAUUACGACAUCUCCGACGUUCGUCGUGCCGUAUAUGCAGCUCAAGGCAAAGGUCAGCCAUGGUUUGCAACCUAUACCCCCAAGCUUGUCCGUAGACUUCUGCCUUACGACUUCAGACAAAUGAUGAUCUAUCUUGAGCUUGUGGGCUAUCCUGACAUCGAUACUGCAAAACUACGGGAAAUUUAUCCAGAUCUGAUGACUUUGGAGCAGUACUUCCGACAAGAUUUAUAGAGGAACUUCUAUAGGAGCGGGCCCUGCUUGGGAGAUUUGUCUUGUAUAUAUAGUACUGCUUCCUGGAUUUCGAAAUCAAGAAGAAACACGGUUGGGCGUUCAAUGGGGCGCGAGAUAUGGUUGUUUAAAAUGUAUGGAUAUAUGAUGGCUUAUAAAAUCGCGAUUUGUUACGGCAUGUACUUCACAUAUUUGUUUCUGGAAAAAUAAUUCCCCUAUAUAUCCACAUUAGCCUAUUGUGGCCCCAAUAUAGUCCAAAGUAUGCAUGAAUAG